Molecule: messenger RNA, 2985 nt
Organism: Cryptomeria japonica (Japanese cedar)
Lineage: Eukaryota; Viridiplantae; Streptophyta; Pinopsida; Cupressales; Cupressaceae
Product: putative leucine-rich repeat receptor-like serine/threonine-protein kinase At2g24130
Exons: 2
Coding region: 1-2985 (994 amino acids)
Biological process (GO): protein phosphorylation
Molecular function (GO): protein binding; protein kinase activity; ATP binding
Source: RefSeq, a predicted model, not a curated record
AUGGCUGCUCUUUUCGUGUUAUCUGUGAUGCUUUCCAUAUUUUCAAUCUCCGCUCUUCCUCAUUCUCUUAAAAACCCCCCUUCUCAUCAUCAUCAUCAACAACAAUUACUCUUGCAAUUCAAAGUUGCUGCCAUUACCAAAAACAACACCUCUCUACCCGACUGGAAUCCCCUUCACCACUUCUGCAACUGGACUGGUGUUAUUUGUGAUCACUCUUCUCACUCUGUCCGUGAAAUCAAUUUAACGGAAAAGAGUUUAGACGGCACCAUUUCUCCAGUGCUGGGGAAUCUCUCAUCUCUUCGAUCCCUAGAUCUCUCCCACAAUUACCUCACGGGGUUGAUUCCAGCCCAACUCGGCCGACUCCCACAUCUGCGGAAACUCCGGCUGAGCCACAAUUACCUCAGGGGUAGCAUUCCGGCAAUGCUGGGUCAUCUGUCAAGUUUGAAGUACCUUGCCUUGGGCUCAAACAAUCUUAUGGGUGGCAUUCCAAGCUCUUUCGCAAAUAUGUCCGCGCUGGUUGAUUUGGAAUUGGCCGCAAAUGAGCUGACUCGCCCACAGACUAGUUACCUCCCAGAAAACGACUUAACAGGCUUCAUUCCCAGCGUGUUAUUAAAUCUCUCCAAAUUGAACAAAUUAGAUUUAUCUGCAAACCUUCUAACUGGAAGAAUUCCAUUAGAAAUUAGUACGAAGCUCUCCAAUUUGGUAUUCCUUAGUUUAUGGGGAAAUUAUCUUACAGGAAUCAUACCACGAACCCUGGGAAAUUGUUCCCGUCUCCAAGUAUUACUUUUAGAUACAAACGCACUCAGAGGAACGGUUCCAAUGGAGUUGGGUAAUUUGAACCUUCUUACCCGGCUAUACCUACACAGCAAUCAACUUGUUAGUGACAGUAGUAACACAUUGGCCUUUCUCACGGCUCUCACAAAUUGCUCCCACUUGCAAGAAAUAGAAAUGGGAAACAAUGAUUUCACUGGUAUAUUGCCCCCAUCCAUAGGAAAACUAUCUUCAAAUCUCAAUUUCUUGGGUUUAUCAGACAACAUGAUAAGCGGAAGCAUACCACAACAGAUUGUCAAUCUGACAAGCUUAACCUACGUACAUUUAGGCAAUAAUCUUUUCAGCGGCAAUAUUCCAUCUGGAAUUAAUAGAUUUCGGGAGUUGGAAUUUAUGCAAUUGGGUGGGAACAAAUUAGAAGAAAGCAUUCCAAGUGAGAUAGGUCAAAUGCAACAUCUUGGAUACUUAAAUCUUAGUCACAACCAAUUAUCUGGAAAAAUAUCGGAUUCUCUUUGUAGCUCACAGCAGCUAAGACGUCUUUUUCUUCAUCACAACAAUUUAUCAGGGAAGAUCCCUGUUAGUUUGGAGGGAUGUCAGAAGUUGGAGCUCCUUGACUUAUCUCACAAUAAACUUGGGGGAAGCAUACCUCGUGAAGUCAUUGUCAGCCUCAAAAACCUGCAAUUCUACCUCAACCUUUCAUGCAAUUCUCUACGAGGGUCGUUGCCACAGGAGAUGAGUAAAAUUGUGAUGGCUCAAGCCAUAGAUAUAUCGGGAAAUCAACUUACUGGGGUCAUUCCAAUUUCUCUAGGAGACUGCACAGCAUUAGAGCGUCUAAAUCUAUCCCACAACGCCUUUCAAGGUCCAAUACCAUAUUCACUCUCCAAAUUAAAAAAUCUCCAAGAAAUCGAUAUUUCUUUCAAUAAAUUGUCAGGCCAUAUUCCAGUAGCAGGGUUGUUUCCGAAUAGAACUGUUGUAGCAUAUUUUAUGGGGAACCCUGGCCUAUGUGGACCGAAAUGCUAUUCACUGCCUCCAUGCCCAAAUCUGACCCAGGGAAAACAUUCCCUGGCCAAAAAAAUAGUCAUAUCAGUUGUUGGAACCAUUGGAUUUAUAUUAUGCUGCUUCAUUAUAGGCAUCCUAUGGAGGCAUAAACUUUCAAGGCAACUAGUUCGUCCCUCAAGCUUUAUUUUCCGAAGGCUUGGCUAUCAAAAAUUUUCCUAUCAAGAUCUUGUCAUUGCAACGUCUGGAUUUGAUGAGUCAAACUUGCUUGGAGUGGGUAACUUUGGAUCUGUCUACAAAGGCAUCUUGAGGGAUGGUAAGGUAAUUGCCAUCAAGACACUUAAUAUGCAAAAUGAGGAAGCUCUUAAGAGUUUUAAGAGAGAGUGCAAAAUGUUAGGGAGGAUUCGGCACCGGAACCUCGUCGAAAUAAUAAGUGCAUUUUUCUAUCCUGACAUGAAAGGUUUGGUUCUUGAAUUUGCCUGUAAUGGGAGCUUGGAAAAACAAUUGUAUCCUGACAAGGAUAAUCAAGAGCUCCGUAUAUCGCGCUUGAGUGAGUGUUUGAGCAUUGCUGUAGAUGUAGCCCAUGGCAUGGAAUAUUUACAUCAUGAUUGCCCUCUACAAAUUGUGCACUGUGAUUUAAAACCUAGCAAUGUGCUCUUGGAUGCCAACAUGACAGCCCUUGUCACUGAUUUUGGUAUAUCCCGUUUAACUACUACAAAUUCCAUAGAUUCAUUGAGUACAACAACAUUUGCACUCAAAGGAUCCAUUGGCUAUAUUGCUCCAGAGUACGGAUUGGGUGGGAGUGUUUCAACCAGGGGAGAUGUUUAUAGUUAUGGAAUUCUAAUAUUAGAGAUGGUGACAAGGAAGAGGCCAAGUGAUGAAAUGUUUGUGGGAGACAUGAACUUGCAAAGGUUGGUGAGGUUGGCUUUCCCAGACAGAUUGAUAGAUAUUGUUGAUAGUGAGCUGUUGAAAGAUGUAAAUGAAAACAUGGAAGACAACAGAUGUCUUCUUUCUUUUAUCCAUGUUGGUUUGCUUUGCACUGCUGAAUCACCAAGAGAGCGACCUACCACAAGAGAUGUAGCCAAUGCCUUGGAGAACCUCAAGACAUCUUUCAUGGGAGGUGCAGCUGCUUAUAAUUUAACAUCUACCAUAUCAGACCUCCUGCACAAUACUAAUCCCGCAGAAGCAUUGGCAUCUGAUAGUCAAAGUUCUACAUUUUAG